Zalophus californianus (California sea lion) is the source of this 3517-nucleotide messenger RNA. RefSeq names its product phospholipid phosphatase related 5 (gene PLPPR5). Gene Ontology annotation, molecular function: phosphatidate phosphatase activity. Gene Ontology annotation, biological process: phospholipid metabolic process; signal transduction; phospholipid dephosphorylation. Bases 1890 to 2807 code for a protein of 305 amino acids. Lineage: Eukaryota; Metazoa; Chordata; Mammalia; Carnivora; Otariidae. The record is from RefSeq and is a predicted model, not a curated record. The transcript is spliced from 7 exons.
UACCUACAAUGUGGCAUACACUGCUCAUGCUGGGGACAGAACAGUGAACAGGACAGACAAGGACCCUGCUUUGUCACACUCACAGUACUAGGCACUCAAUACAUGUUAACAAUGCAGUACAUGCAUUUUAAUUUCAAAUUCAAUUUGAAAUUUUAAAUUCAAAUUUAAAUUCAAAAGUAAUAUAUGUUUUCAUUGGCUUGUAUCGACUGUAUCGAUUACCUACAUCACUCUCCUUAAUUCAAAUACAGAUACAGAUAACAUACAGUCUAUGUUAACAAUGCAGUACCCGCAUUUUAAUUUCAAAAGUAAUAUAUGUUUUCAUUGGCUUGUAUCGAUUACCUACAUCACUCUCCUUAAUUCAAAAUUACCCUUAAAAUCUACCCUUAAAAAUUAAGACCAUUUUUCCCAAAAUUCUAUUAAUUAGAAAGGUUUGGAAGAUUCCUAUGUACAGCCAGAAGAGCAGUUUAAACACUCUUACAGUCUUAAAAUGAUUCUCUGAAUGGGGCUUUAAAUCAUGUGCCUUUGUAGUAGUUACAUUUUCAUAAUAUGGUAAGCCACUCUUGUCCAUUAAGGAACCGUUUCCUCCCACUGCCCCAAAUUGCUUAUUAUACAUGUUGUUCAGUGUCUUUUAUCUAGUAAGUAGUUAUUAAAUGAUGUUUAAUAACAUGUGGUGGAUAAGGUAACCCUCAUUAAAGGCAAUUCACACCGCCAUUGCUUCUGCCAAAUACUAAUCAGUUGCCAAAUUUAAACGGCCUUAUUAGCCUACCAAUGUCGCUUUUUCCUGAUGAUAAAGACCCACCUCUAAAAAUCAAGUACAACCCACUAAAAUGAAUGAAUAUUCCAGAAACCUGCUAAAGUAAUCUACAUUUUAAUGAGACAGGAAGGGCUCUACCAAUAUUUUCAUCCCCUUGUCUGUAACAUAACGCUUCCUUACCUGCUCUCUAGAGUGGAGGAUGUGAGCAGUGUCAGGCUCUGCUACGGUCCUCCCCCACCUCCACCCCCAAGUUUGCUGCCUAAGCUUGCACGCAGGGACCCACAUGGCAUCACGAAAUGGGUUCUUUACAUAUAUGCAGCUACUUACAGAGCUAUGCACACGCGUGUAUGCCCAUGUAGGGGUGUGUUUCGUCCGCAUGUGGUGUGAGCCCACGUUGGUCUCCCUCUCCUUUCCCCUGACCUGGGGGAAUCCCGGCAAUUCCCCAGAACUCGGGGAAUAGCGAGAUGAGGCAAAUAGCCCUUUUCCGUUCCCUUGUGGCAGGCACCGCUGGGUGCCAGGAACCUGCAAUGCCUCCUCUCACAAGCAGCUUAAGGGAGACUGACUGAAGAUGAGCAAGUGGAGAAUACAUGAAGGAGGAAGGGGCCAUGGUACAAAAGAUGAUUGCUUCUGGAGCUACUGAACUAUGAUUGUGUUUCUACAUGCAAAGCCCUAGGAAGCUAGAGGGGAGGCAGAGAAACUCCGAAUCUAAAAUGCUCUGAGAUUAUUUUUCUAACAGUGCCUGGAAACCACCGCUUGGCGUGUGUCCUGCGCGGGGUUAAGGAAUCCAAGGGAGCGCCGGGUGAAACUCGCAGCGCGGCAUCCGGCACUUUGAGCUUCGGUGGGGUUUGCGCUCCGAAGACGCGGCCACGCAUCAUUUUCCCAGGCGUUGUGCGGGUUUCUUAAACAGCCCAGUUGCUGCCUCAGAAAGGAGUUUCUAGAAGCUCCUUCUCUGCUGCCUCCCCUCCCCCUCCCCUUUUUCGGUUUUUACCCCCGCGAGGAGCUUCUCGAGCUCCACUGCGUCCGCCCUCCGAGGGGCACAGGUGCCGCUGUCCCGGCUUCUGCCGCCUGGUCCGCCGACGCCGCCUCCUCCGGGCGGGCCCGGGGGACUUCACCAGGCGCUGCUGCAACGUGAACGAUGGUGAUCAUGGCAGGGACGGUGAUGCUGGCGUACUACUUCGAGUACACCGACACGUUCACCGUGAACGUGCAGGGCUUCUUCUGCCACGACAGCGCCUACCGCAAGCCCUACCCGGGCCCGGAGGACAGCAGCGCCGUGCCCCCCGUGCUCCUCUACUCGCUGGCCGCCGGGGUUCCCGUGCUCGUGAUAAUAGUUGGAGAAACUGCAGUGUUUUGCCUACAACUGGCCACACGGGAUUUUGAAAACCAGGAGAAAACUAUUUUAACUGGAGAUUGUUGCUAUAUAAACCCACUGGUGCGGCGAACUGUACGAUUUCUGGGUAUUUAUACAUUUGGGCUAUUUGCUACAGAUAUCUUUGUAAAUGCUGGGCAAGUAGUCACAGGGAAUCUGGCUCCACAUUUUCUUGCCCUGUGUAAGCCCAACUAUACAGCGCUUGGAUGUCAGCAGUAUACACAGUUCAUCAGUGGGGAAGAGGCCUGCACGGGCAACCCAGAUCUCAUCAUGAGAGCAAGGAAGACGUUUCCAUCCAAAGAAGCGGCUCUUAGUGUCUAUGCAGCUAUGUAUCUGACAAUGUACAUUACCAACACAAUCAAAGCCAAAGGAACAAGACUUGCUAAGCCUGUUUUAUGUUUGGGCUUAAUGUGUUUGGCCUUUCUUACCGGACUCAACAGAGUAGCGGAAUACCGAAAUCAUUGGUCAGAUGUGAUAGCAGGUUUUCUGGUUGGAAUAUCUAUAGCAGUAUUUCUGGUUGUGUGUGUGGUAAAUAAUUUCAAAGGAAGACAACCAGAAAAUGAACAUAUACACAUGGAUAAUCUGGCACAGAUGCCAAUGAUCAGCAUUCCUCGAGUAGAAAGUCCUUUGGAAAAGGUAACAUCUGUACAGAACCAUAUCACCGCCUUUGCAGAAGUCACAUGAUACUGAAACAGAUGGUUUGUCACUGCAUUGGACAUCGUCCCUUUUCACCACCCGCUCAUAACCCCCAAAGUUUGUUUGAUUACAACAGAAGUUUAUAAAGUUGUCUAAUAAUUUUUAUAAUUUUAAAAUCAGUGUCAACUUAUCUGUUUCCCCCACUAGACUGUGAGCUCCUCAAGGGCAGGACUGUGUCUUUCUUCUCUGUAUCCCCAGCACCUACAACAAAACCUCGCACAAAGUAGGUGUUAAAUAAAAUGUGACGACCCAAUGAAAAGAUUAAUUCGUAAAUAAAACAUUCACGUUAGUUUCUCACAGAAUCACCGAUACUAUGUGAAAAGGAAACUUUACACAAGUCAUCUUGUAUAAGAAAUCCCUCCAUCUGGGGCUAGGUAAGCUUUUUAAUUUUUCAUAGAUCUAUUCAGCAGUAUAUCACAUUUCAUUUGAAGCGGACUUUGAAAGUCAUGGGGGUUUUAUGUUAUUAUUCAGCAUGACAUUAUUUCCAUUCUAACAGAUUUCAGUGUGUGAAAUUACUUUACUUUUAGAAAGUAUGUUCUAUACUAAAAUAAUGUUUGCACAUAAUAUUAUACUAUAUUUCACUUAAAAUACCAUUCAUACUAUACAUUCUAAGACUGGUGCUUCUGCUUUUGAAGGGGGAAAAUGCCAAUUUUUACUGUAAUAAGUAAUGUAUCAUAAUUAAAAAUUAUUUAUUUGGA